AUGUGUCGACGCUCGACAGUCUCAGAACGAGCGAGAGGCCCGCCAUCCAUCCGUCUGACGUCCCAUCCACUCUUUCUAUUUCCAUCUAGCAAUGCCCACGCGCUCCACGGAACACCCGCUCGCAGUGAAACCCAACCGGGCCACUCUCAACCAGACGAACCACUGACACUGUCCUCUGUACGGACACGCCGUGCGCCAGAAUGUGAUCAGCCAAGGCGACUCGGAUUGUCCUUCAACCGUGCGAAGUAUCCAGCGCACGAUGCCAGCCUCAUCAACCCACGACACUAG
Messenger RNA from Colletotrichum abscissum, 288 nucleotides. RefSeq lists its product as uncharacterized. NCBI's taxonomy places the organism in Eukaryota, Fungi, Ascomycota, Sordariomycetes, Glomerellales, Glomerellaceae. The record is from RefSeq and is a predicted model, not a curated record. The transcript has a single exon. Bases 1 to 288 code for a protein of 95 amino acids.